This is a messenger RNA of Abrus precatorius (Indian licorice), 504 nucleotides long. RefSeq names its product glyoxalase domain-containing protein RDO1-like. Bases 1 to 504 code for a protein of 167 amino acids. NCBI's taxonomy places the organism in Eukaryota, Viridiplantae, Streptophyta, Magnoliopsida, Fabales, Fabaceae. The record is from RefSeq and is a predicted model, not a curated record. The transcript has 3 exons.
AUGACCAAUCCCCUGCAACUCAAGUCAUUGAAUCACAUCUCAUUGGUGUGUGCAUCAGUGGAGAAGUCCGUUGAUUUUUAUGUAAACGUUCUUGGGUUCUUUCCUAUUAAGAGGCCUAGUUCGUUAGACUUCAAUGGCGCAUGGUUGUUCAAUUAUGGCAUUGGCAUACACCUUCUCCAAUCAGAACACCCAGAAGACACGCCCAAGAUUGUUCCCAUUAAUCCAAAGGACAACCACAUUUCUUUUCAAAGUGAAAGUGUUGCAGCUGUGGAGAAAAGACUGCAGCAAAUGGAGAUAGAGUACGUGAAGAGCAGAGUAGAGGAAAGUGGAAUCUACGUUGAUCAGCUGUUCUUUCAUGACCCAGAUGGCUUGAUGAUUGAAAUCUGCAACUGUGAUAACAUCCCUGUAGUGCCUUUAUCAGAGGACAAAGUAUGGUCUUGCUCGCGCUUCAAUUGCAAUAUUAAUAACCGGCAUCAGCACAUUCAACACAUGAUCCCAAUGUAG